AUGAGUACACCGUGCACGGCUAAUGUCGACUACCUGCUUACGGCAGAGUUUGACAACAGGUUUGGUCCUGUCGUUAGGGAUCAAUACCCAUCAGUCAUUCCAGGGUUUGAAUACGAAAUGAGAGAAGGCCAUAGUCAAAACAAUGCCGUCUUUAAUCUAGCAAGCUUAAUGAUACCCAACAAUGCAGAAUACAAUACGGGUGAUGAACCGGAUACAACUGUAUUCAUGCUCUAUAGGAAUCGUGAGACGGUGAAAUACGAGCUAUUCCCCUCUAAGCAAGUGGAUCAAGUCAUUUGCUUUGUGAACGUGGUUUAUGCACAGGAGGAUAAAUCUAAUAGUAGGGGUACGAACAUCAAAGCGGUUGCGUUAGGGACAACGAUGGUAGAUUUCAUAGCGUUUAAACCAUUUGUAUUGGAAUGCUUGCAUAAAUUUAUGAAAUUGAAAAAUAAAGACGAUAUAACCCCCAUGUUGAAGUCAUGCUUUAAAUUACUAAACAGAGCUGAAUUGAGCUUCGUUAAGAGGCUUCAUAGUAAUCCUAUUAGACAGUCUCUUCUGCGAUCAUUAGGCGAUGACACACGACUGGAAAAAUGGAUCGAUGAAGCAAGCUUUGGUAGGUUCAUGUUCAAAGGACUACUAAGGUGUCACCAUCAUGACAAGUAUACCAAUCGCAUAACACUUCGAAGAGGUAAAAUUAGCAUUAAAUUGCAAGGUUAUAGACCCAAGAGAGAAUUUGCCGAUUUGUCUAAAAUACCACUUGAAUUUGAUGCCGUUACGUGGGGGUCCAUAAAUUGGAAUGUGAAAUAUGAUACCAAAAUUUCUAAAUUUUUAUUAAAUUUCAUUCCGCUAUUGCAUAAAAGAGACGCUAACGACAGUUUCCAUUUCAAAUUAGUAAUUUAUUCUUCGCAAUAUAAAGGUUCAGGACUAUCACAAUUUGCCAUUGCCCUUUCGAACUUAAUGGGGCUAACCAAUGGUACCAGGUCUUUCUCCAAUAAACCAUGCCUUACAUUACCAUUUGUAGACGUUUCCAUAAUUGGUCCAUUAAAGGAAUACCUAGCGUUACAAGAUCGUGGAAUAUUCUUAAUUAUGGGGACUACAAAUCCAAUUUUCAAAUCACAAGAUGGACUUUAUGACUACUAUUACGACUUAGAUAAUGAAUUGAUCAGUGAAGCUGCUAAUGGUGAGGGUAAAAUUACACCGAUUACAUCAAAUAAAUGGGACAUGACUGCUUUUAAAAGGCUAUUAACCAUAAACUCCAUCUCGCCUACCUCCUCGAUAGAAACUCCUCGAAUAGGGUUUUUACAAAAGAUAAUAGAAUCUAUCGAUGAAAAGGCUAUCAAUUUUUCCGAGAUAGUAUUAGCAUUCCAAAAGGUUAACGUCAUGCAAUUGCUACAGUUAGAUUGUCGAAUGGAAAAUAUCAAUCCUGGAGAUUUAUUUGAUGAAUACAUUACGAAAUACAGAGAUGGUGUGGUUUUCCAAGAGAUAUUCGAAGCCGAGAGUUUUAGAAUUUUACAGUUAUUGAGGACAAUAAACGAUAUAAUGUCUAGGUUGUAUCAGCUCAAUUUGCCAUUACUAGAUAGAACCGAUUUAUUGUGCCUAUUAGAUGAUCUAUUUUCAGAAAUCUAUUCUUUCAUUAAUACAGAUGAGGAUCAUUUGGAAAAAUUCUUAGCGGCUUGUCUGCGGUAUCCUUUUGUCUUCCCCUGUUCUCAGUACAAUUUACAAGAGGACAAUUUGGUUAAAGUGAAUCUCAAACAAGAGUUGAAGAAUUGUUUUAAAGAGGAUAAAUUUUGGUUAUCACUGGUGGAAGAUCCCAUGGAACAAUCAUCUAUAUUGUCCAAAUUUAUCAAGGAUAGAAGUUUAAGUUUAAUAUGCCUACCAUUGCUGUUUAAUCCAAACAUAAAAGUGAAAAAAUCCCCAGCAAGUGAACCGUCAGAAGCAGUGAUUACACCACCAGCCAAUGUAUCUGUGAGACGCCGUAAAUCAGUGAGUAUCAAACAGAUGUUGAAUAUUGGUAAAAAUAGAGAAAGUAUCGCAGAAACCUCUCCCUUGAGAUCAAAUUCCGAGGCAUCCACAACAUCCAAUACUUCUAUCAACGGUAGAUUUUUCAGAAGUGAAUCUUCGUCAGUGCCACCAUCCAAAUUAGAUCAUGUUGAUGUGAAUAAAAAGACUAAAAACAUCAGAAGUUUGGCAUACAAAAUUAUCUGCGUAAUCCAAGUCCAUUUUAUCGGCAAACCUAUCAUAGAUCAAUCGUUGGCUCCCUUCUUCAAAAGUGUUCUUGCAUCCUUUCAAUCGGAACAAUCGGUCAAAGAAGGAACUCCUUCAAGUAGUGACAGUUCAGAUACUAGAUCUUCAACGACUACAAGAGAAUAA
This is a messenger RNA of Zygosaccharomyces rouxii, 2367 nucleotides long. It is a transcript of the gene AFI1, whose product is annotated as Afi1p. Gene Ontology annotation, biological process: actin cortical patch localization; cellular bud site selection. Lineage: Eukaryota; Fungi; Ascomycota; Saccharomycetes; Saccharomycetales; Saccharomycetaceae. Gene Ontology annotation, cellular component: plasma membrane; cellular bud neck. The record is from RefSeq and is a predicted model, not a curated record. Bases 1 to 2367 code for a protein of 788 amino acids. The transcript has a single exon.